AUGUCUUUCAGUUUCGCUACUACAGCUGCCGAUCCGCACGGUCUUCAUCAUUCGUCACCGAACAGUAUGCAUCCUCAACAGUAUGUAACACCAUUAGGUGGUUCAUCAUCGUCAUCUGCUGGUGGAUCUCCAACAACAACCGUACAAGUUCAAGCAGCUGCAGCUGCAGCCGCAGCCGCUCAAGCAGCCGCUAACAUGCCUUUAAUAGCAUCGAUCGCCAAUGUUAAAGAUUCGCGUUGGCUGACACUCGAAGUAUGUCGUGAGUAUCAACGUGGAAAAUGCACCCGAUCAGAACAAGAAUGCAAAUUCGCCCAUCCACCGACACAUGUUGAAGUGAACAGUGGCAAAGUAAUCGCCUGCUUCGAUUCAUUAAAGGGCAAAUGCAAUCGCACUAAUCCACCGUGUAAAUAUCUUCAUCCACCUCAACACUUACGCGAUAUUUUACUUCAGAACGGACGCAACAAUCUUAUUCUUCGUAGUAUUGCAAUGAAUAUCGCUGCUAACCAAGCUAUAUAUCCACAAACGGCAGCUCAUAUGCCAUAUACCAACGGUGCUAUUAUUCAAAAUCCCAUGCAACAAACCGCUCCUCUCGCCUCCUUUCCUCACAUGGGACCCACUGCUCCAGCCCAAUCAACAUUUUUGUUCAAUCAAGCCGGUCAAGCUUUUAGCAUUCCUUUGCAUGCAACUCAUUUACAACAAUUAUCACAAGCUACAACUGCAAGUGCUAUGUAUAGUUCCGAUGGUGCGCAAUAUUUUCAACCGGUGACCCAAUUAGCUGCACAAGCAACUGGACAAAAAGCAGCGCGUACUGAUCGUCUUGAAGUAUAUCCGAACAACAAUUCCAAUCAUGAUGCCUUGAAGGUAUGUUCAGAUUUUCAGCAUGGUCAAUGUUUGUAUAGUGCUGACACAUGUCCGCUUGCACAUCCGCCAGCACAUUGUCCACUUGAUGCAGAUGGUCUCGUCACCGUAUGUGUUGAUUAUAUUAAAGGCAAAUGUAUUCGUGAAACAUGCAAAUAUUUUCAUCCACCUGAACAUCUUGUUGCGCAACUCAAAGCAGCUAAAGCACAAUCGGCAACAGCUGCUACACAACUUUUUUCAGCAUCGGCAGCUGCUAUUCAAUAUUCAUCACCAACUAUUCAACUGGUUCAUCCUGUUGCAUUGAACAGUAGUCAGCCGAUAUUGGCUGCAUCGCCAACUACCUUUACCUAUUCCCAACAAACACCUACAGCACGUGCUUCUUCCUCGCCUUUGCACCAACAGCAAUCACUAUCAGGCCAUGAAGAUGAAGGAAAAUAUGCAAAUGGUUUUGUUGCAUCGUAUCAACCGUAUCCAGGAGCAAUACAAACAAUUUACACGCGAGCUCCAUCCGUUGAUUUAAAAGACACGUCAAUUAUUAAUUCAACCAAUGGUGAAGCGAUCGGUCUUAAUGGUUCAUCAUCGUCAUCCUCAUCAACAGGUGUAAAGGCAGCAAUUGAUCCUGUCAGCAGCAGCAUCACACAGCAGACAAAAAAACGACCGCUUGAAGACGAUACUGCUACUACCGGUGCCUACCUGCAGCUGCCACUUGGAGCACAACUCAUUGCGGGACCUCACUUUGUUCAACAACAACAACAACAACAAUCCCACCAUCAACAAUCACAGGCAGCAGUAGUGGCACAACAACAGCAACAACAACAACAACAGAAACGCUCGGCCAUCGCAGAUCCCAAAACGGGUAUACCCAUGGCUGCUUAUCCAGUAACAGCAUUCUCGUAUCCAUCACCAUCACCAUUACCCAUUCAAUUUCAACAACCUUAUUUGACCGCUGUUCCCAUGGCUUUUACUGGAUAUACUUCCCAUCUGCCGAGACUUUAA
This is a messenger RNA of Adineta ricciae, 1854 nucleotides long. Lineage: Eukaryota; Metazoa; Rotifera; Eurotatoria; Adinetida; Adinetidae. The record is from the annotation of a GenBank genome assembly.